Messenger RNA from Babjeviella inositovora NRRL Y-12698, 1750 nucleotides. RefSeq names its product pseudouridine synthase. Bases 307 to 1677 code for a protein of 456 amino acids. Lineage: Eukaryota; Fungi; Ascomycota; Pichiomycetes; Serinales. The record is from RefSeq and is a predicted model, not a curated record. Gene Ontology annotation, cellular component: cytoplasm; nucleus. The transcript has a single exon. Gene Ontology annotation, molecular function: RNA binding; pseudouridine synthase activity. Gene Ontology annotation, biological process: tRNA pseudouridine synthesis; mRNA pseudouridine synthesis.
CCAAAGAUUUUUAUACACACAAGCCACUAUUGCUUCCGAAUUCUCGGACACUUCUAGUACUUUAUUUUGAGUACUUGUUUGAUAGCUCUCCAACCUACACCACCUACUUCCCAAGUUUACCUCUGAGAGCUUUAUCUUCAACUAGCUCCGCCGCACAACUCACGUGACUGAAAAUUUCGAAUUUUCCAACCGAUUUCAGCCAACGGUGACAGACACCUGGACUUCCCCACCAUUGUCGGGUAUAUGAUUUCGGUUCUCAGACAGAGACUAACAAAAAUCGUUUUACCGCUCAUCCGAACUGUCACCAUGGAAAAAACCCCAGUCUUAGCUCCCGUAUCAGCCCCAGUUGAGGCCGCCCCAUCGAUCGAACUCCCAGCUGCCUCUGCCUGGACGGAAAAGGUGGACUACACAAAAUGGUCCAAGAGACAGCUUUUGAUCAAGGUCAUGGAAUUAGAAGGAAAGAGCUCCCACGAGAUUUCUCGUCUCAUCGGUAUGCCGGUUACGGAGUCCAAGCACAACACUCUCCCGGUGGCUUCCCGCAAACAGAAGGAGUUUGACUUUUCCAAAUAUCACACGCGGUACAUUGUGCUCCGGUUUGCGUAUCUUGGCUGGGACUACAGCGGGCUCGCGUUCCAGCGUGAACCGACGCCGUUGCCGACGGUGGAGGACACGCUUUUCGAGGCGUUGCACAAGUGCCGCUUAAUCCCGUCGAUGGAGCCAACAGACUUCCAGUUCAGCCGCUGUGGGCGCACGGAUCGCGGAGUCAGUGCGAUGCACCAGGUAGUGUCCUUACGCGUGCGAUCAAAGUUCUCACCCGAGGAGCAGGCGGACCCAGCGAACAACGACACCGAGAUCGACUACGUAAACAUCUUGAACAACCUCUUGCCGAAGGAUAUCAAGGUUUCCGGAGUGUGUUUGUCGCCCCCAGAGACCUUUGAUGCCCGUUUCUCGUGCGAAUGGCGCCAUUACAAGUACAUUUUCCACAGUGAGGGCUUGGACAUUUCCCGGAUGAACGAGGCUGCGCGUAAGUACGAGGGAGAGCACGACUUCCGUAACUUCUGCAAGCUCGACGGGUCGAAGCAGAUCAAGAACUUCAGACGAACAAUGCUUUCGGCGCAGAUUCUUCCCCUCAAUGAAGGCAACAACGACAACUGGUACGUCUUUGACUUGCGCGGGACGGCCUUCUUGUGGCACCAAGUGCGGUGCAUGGUGGCGGUGUUGUUUUUGGUGGGUCAAAAGUUGGAGGCGCCACUGGUGGUGGACUACUUGCUCGAUGUGGUGCUGAACCCGUGCAGGCCGUACUACGACAUGGCCAGCGACACCCCGUUGAUACUCUUCGACUGCAAGUAUCCCGAUGAGAUCCAGUUCACGGCGCCACCGAUGCGCCUCGAGAAGCACAACCGUACCUUGGGCACUGUCAGGUCCAUGUGGAUGGAGGCCAACUUGAAGAAGCAUGUGAAUGACUUCAUGCUCCGUCUGAUUGCACCAAACCCAGAGUUUUUGGGAGAAAAGAUCAGGGUAAACUUGGGCGAUGGCAACGGUAGACCGGUGGGUGUCUACGAGCCGAUGUGCAAGAAGAAGACGACCGAGACCGUCGAGGUUGCGAAUAAAAAGUGGAUGGACAAGCACCAGAGUAAGAAGCGGAAGAUGGAAGCCAGGAAGACAGAGAGAGGCUGAGCAGUAAUGAUAAUUGGUAAAGGUUGGGGGAUUAUUCCGGGCCAAAAAAAAUUGAUAGAGAAAAAUUGAGUGU